GAUAAUUGAAGAGUAUCGACGUUAUCAACUAUUGAUAUAAAUUUAUGAUCAUUUAUUUAUGAUACAAAUGCUUCAUAAAUAACUGUUCGAAAAUCGAUGAAGAGGGGGUAAAAACUGGUUACGUUUGUUCUAUGAAAUUGUAUCUUUAUAUUGGAAUAUAGCCAAUAGCGGCCGGUAAAUCUCGCAUGAAUACGUUGACAUCGAGGAUAUGCGUUUAGCGAGAAUUUAGGAAUUACAAAAAUGACAGUAUUUAUCAGCGAAAUUAAUUUUUCGCGAAUUGUUGUUGCGUUACUCCUGUGCACACAAAUUGUACGAAUUUACGCGAGAAUAGAGGCCGAGAUUGAUCUUGACGUGGAAGGAAAUGGAUUUCAUAGAACAUUGAUUUAUCGUGUGCACUUCAAGAACUUUACGUAUGAUGGCUGUCAAGCUGCCAUUUAUAUGGAAUUACCAUCGGCGUUGUACGUCAAUACGGAUGAAAUAGCAGAAUUGAGAAGACGUGGAAUGAGUACAAUAUGCUCUGUUGGUGAAACCGAUGUGGAGUUGUUUGCGGAAAAAGCUGGUCAACAGAAUGUGACAAUUUGUGCAUCCAUACAUUCAUCAUCAUCCAGUUUAGCAAUUCCUAUUCACCAACGUUAUCGAUAUGCACAUAAGACUGGUGGUUACAUCGAUGUAACCUUACCUGAGAUCAAGCUGCUGUUAGGAUGCCGAGAGAGAAUCAAGGAUUAUAGGGUGUCCAAGAUAGAUUUAUGUGAACCAUGUGUCGGUCUAGUGGCCAAGUGGCGCGAAAUUCCAUAUUACAUGUUGAACAAUCGCAACUAUGUAUGGCCAAUACCAGUUGGAGAUUCAUCUCUUUCACUUUUUGUCACUUGCGCUACUCUACUGACAACUGUUAUUGGUGCAGUAUUUAUCGGACUUGCUAUUCGGACCAAUGUGUUGGACCAAAGUCAUCCAAAAGAAGACUGAACUAGCUAAGAUUUAAAUAUAUAGAUAGUUUUAUACUAUUAACAAUCUUUUAUCAAUGAAUGUUUUAGGUUACAUUUUUAUAUAUCAAUUGUUCUGAUAUAAGAAUUUAAGGAGAUACCAGUCUUGUACAUUUUUGAGAUAUAAAUUUAUUUAAAUUAAACCAAAUUUUAAGUCGUCAAAAAAGUCGAGAAGAGACAUGACAUUUUUAUAAUCGCAAAGUUUAUUUGAUAUUGAUUAUAGGAUGAUAUAAGAACGCUCAUUUAAAAUUAAUUACAGAAUGGGAUUAAUUUGUCCAUUUUUACAUUCCUGAAGAUAAAAAAAAAUUAGUUCUAGCAUAUCCUAUAUAUUCAGCCUAAAUUUUAUAUACAAGUGAUAUUUACAUGCAGCUUCUAGUCAAAACGCUUUAAUAUUUUAUACAUAUCUUUGAGAUGAUAUUGAUAUUCUAAAUCAUUCAAAAGUUACCACACAAGUCACACAUUCACACAAUGAACACAA
This is a messenger RNA of Pogonomyrmex barbatus (red harvester ant), 1458 nucleotides long. Its product is annotated as GPI alpha-1,4-mannosyltransferase I, stabilizing subunit. The record is from RefSeq and is a predicted model, not a curated record. Gene Ontology annotation, cellular component: endoplasmic reticulum membrane. Gene Ontology annotation, biological process: GPI anchor biosynthetic process. NCBI's taxonomy places the organism in Eukaryota, Metazoa, Arthropoda, Insecta, Hymenoptera, Formicidae.